Molecule: messenger RNA, 3183 nt
Organism: Oikopleura dioica
Lineage: Eukaryota; Metazoa; Chordata; Appendicularia; Copelata; Oikopleuridae
Source: the annotation of a GenBank genome assembly
AUGGAGAAAAUUAGAGAGAUUUGUGUUGACCUGCUCAACCCCGAGAAGGCUGCUGCGGCCACCGCGCGAAUGAAGGAAAUUAAGAAUGACAAAAGCUUGCUUCCCAAUCUGAUGCAGCUUACCCUAUCGGACCAUGACGCCUCGGUUCGCCAAAUGGCGGCUGUUCUCCUGCGAAAAGAUAUCGCACGAAAGUUUUCCACUCUUCAAGCCAACGAACAAAAUGCAAUUCGGGAACACAUGCUGCAAUCACUGACAACUGAAGAAGUCGCCUCUGUUUGGUCUGCAGUUGCUGAGAUUUGCUCUGGUAUCCUCAGAAAGAACAAUGAGUGGCCGGAUUUCUUCAACCUCGUUCAGCAAGCUUGUGAAUCGCAACCUGCGAAAGGAGCAGAACUUCUUGCGCGUAUGGCGACCUCCGCACCAGCUGUAGUCCGAGAAAAGACCACGCAAGCUAAAUGCCUCGAGCUCAUCGGCAGCUGUCUUAACAACAAUGAAGCAACUUCUCUCCACCAAGCUCUACGUGCGCUCGGCGCCAUUUUGACGGAGCUCGAUGAGUCUAACCAAGCCGCCGCCAAAUCUCUUUUGCAAAAAUCUGUGGGUGCUGUCCAGUGCAUCGCUGAAGCUGGUGAAGGUGAUUGGGCUGCGGAAGGUUUCGAAGUCUUCCAGUCUGCUCUCGACUGUCCAGUCAGUCUUCUUAACGCAGAUGCUCUCAAAGAUCUUUCUACAUGGGCUGCUCAAGUCUUCGGAACUGGUGAUGCAGAUCCCGCUCUUCGAUGCUGUGCGGGUAACUUCUUGACACAGGCUGUGUCCGCAAAGUCGAAGUUUAUUAAAAAGAAAAAAAUGACACAAGAUCUUAUGCAUCUUUGCUUCCCUAUUCUCAUGGAAGAUGAAGAGGACGAAGAUGACGAAGAAGAAGAUACUCCUCGAUCGAUCGCUCUUCAACUUCUUGAUACUAUUUCAAUCAAGCUUCCCAACACAGAAGUUUUGGGCGUUAUCAUGGAGUUUGCGACUCGUGCGUCUCAAGGUCAAGCUCAUCAGAAGCGUGCUGCCUUAUCAGCUCUGGCGGUCAUCUGCGAAGGGUGCGCAAGCCCUCUUAUCGAGGCUGGUCACGUCGAGUCCCUUGUAACCUUCGCUUGUGAGUCCCUUCAGAGCGAUAACCCAGCUCUUCGAGGUGCAGCCCUCUACGCUUUGGGCCAGUUCGCCGAACAGAUGGUUGGAGCAAUGACCGAAUUUGCGCCUAGAGUUCUGCAGCUCGUUACUGGACUCUUGGAAAACUCGCCGGAUGAUCUCAUGAAACACAGUCAAUUGGAAAAAGGUCUCUAUUGCAUCGAACAGCUUGCUGAAACGCUCGAUGAAGAUCAGAUCGAGAGCCUUCUUCCAUCCCUUAUGAGCUCGAUGCAUCGAUUCAUGCAAAUGGGUAAUUCUGACAAAUGUCAAGUCGCUACUCUUGCUGUAUCUGCUCUUGGAGUUAUCAUCGCCUGUGCCGAAAAUGUUAUCGGCCCUCAUCUUCAUAACUGCAUCUCUAUGCUUGAAGGCCUUUUGCCCAAAUCCGCGGCCGCUACUGCCGAAGACACUCCUGAAAACAUCAUGCUCCAAGCUUCUGCCUUGGACACUCUUGCCACCCUUGCUUCAGCCGCUGGUGAAUCUUUCGUUCCAAUGGCUGCCGACUCUCUCUCACUUGCUGGACAGCUCGUUUCUGCUGAAACUGACCCUGAUAUUCGACGUGCUGCCCUCAACCUUUCUUGCUCGGUUGUCUCCCUUCCAAACUCCCCUCCACAGCUUCUCGAAGCUGUUCCUCGAAUCCUCGAAUGUUUGAUGGAGACUCUCAAGUCCACUGAAGGCAUCGGUGUCAAGAUGAUUGGUGAUGACGAUAACGAAGUCUCUGCUGCUUUCGAGGCUGAGGACAUCGAUGAUGAUAUCGAAGACGGCGACGACGGUGAAGAGAUUGAACACUUCACCAUUGAAAACUCCUACAUGGAAGAGAAGCAUACCGCGCUCUCCAGCAUCAUUCGCAUGGCGCAGAAAAUUCCCGAACAGCUCGCGAAUGCCAGCACUGAACUCUAUAACGAGUGCAAGAGCUUAACCGACUUUGUUAACGAAGAUGUUCGUAAAUUCGCUUGUGCUGCUCUUAUUCACCUUGGCCAUGCCAUGUUCAAGGUUUCUGGUAAUGAAGCUGCUCUCGUCGAGGCUGUUACUAAAGGAAUUGACACAAUCGGAACCGAUGCUGAUCACGGGUGUGCCCUUCUCAUCAUGGCUGAAAUCUCGGAGGUUCUUGACACUUACAAGAAACCCAUCGAGACGAAACGAAUCUUGGAAACUGUCCGAAUGGCCAUGAUGGGCGAACUCAUCUGCAUGAUGGAUGAUGAUGACGAAGAAGAUUCUGGUGUCAAGCUUGAUGAAGAAGCCUCAGAAAUCGAGCGUGAAAUUCUCGACGGAGCUGGAGAGCUUCUCGUCGCUGUUGCCGCUGUUGAUCCUCAAGGCGUUAUCACCGAGGGUCUUGCGGACAUUUUGCCGGCUGCUGCAGCUCUGAUGAAGAAGCCCGAUUCCGGUUCUAAAGCGUGUGCCAUCGGUAUCCUCGGUGAUAUGUUCGACACCCUCGGCUCCAACUGUGCCGAAGGCUUCGUCAAGCAGCUGCUUCCAGUUUUCAUGAGAUUUACGUCAUCCGAAGAUGAUAACAUCCGCAACAACUCUGUUUAUGGUGUUGGUGUCCUCGUCGCUACCUCUGGCGAGACUGGCAUCUCUAUGAUUCCAGAAGCUCUCAAAUCCCUUCCACUCAACGAGUCCAAAAAUAUGCAAGUUAGAGACAAUGUGACUGGCGCUAUUGCCAGAAUGCUCUAUGCUGGACACGCUGAAACUCGUGCUGCGUAUUCCUCUCAAUUCUUGGCCCGUCUUCCAUUGACAGAAGAUCACACCGAAUGGCGAAUGACCUUGGAGGUUAUCGAAAAACUUCUCACUGAAGGAAACCAGGAAGUUCUUGGACGACUUCAAGAACUUGCUGGGCACUGUUUGAACUCUGUCAACAACUUGAAUCCAGAGAUUACCUCUGACAAAAAGACCAUUUUGAAAAUCGGACAGUUUAUGUCACAACUAUCUGGAGCUGAUCCGAAUAUGUUUGCUGAGCUCAAAAAGAGCUCGCCUGAAAAAGUCUGGAAUAAGAUUGUGAAAGUCAACACUAAAAUCAACUGA